This is a messenger RNA of Formica exsecta, 1831 nucleotides long. RefSeq lists its product as uncharacterized. The transcript is spliced from 7 exons. Lineage: Eukaryota; Metazoa; Arthropoda; Insecta; Hymenoptera; Formicidae. The record is from RefSeq and is a predicted model, not a curated record. Bases 102 to 1814 code for a protein of 570 amino acids.
GGCGUAGUUGAUUUCUGUAACGGGUCUCCGAAGCGACAAGCGCCGCGGGCCUCGUUGUUCAUGUAAUUAAAGACGACUCGGACGGCUAAUAUCGACACGAAAUGACGCCGAGAGGAGCGUUUUAUCUGCUCCUAACGAUCUUGACGUUAGAUGGAUCGCAAUGCAACACGAGAUACUUCGUAAAAAUGAGGACGAAUGCAUCCGAAAUGUUUAAAACAAAGACCGACAAUCUGCGGAUUCUUCAAGACCCGAUAGCGAUCACGCCGAAUUCCCUGUACGAUAAUUCCGGAAAUGAGCAUCAAAUCGAGGACGAGAGGAUGACCAAAGAAAUAUCGGGCAAUCAGUUCAAUCGGAGAAAUUCCUUCGAUGAGACAUCGACUUUCAAUCCAGAUGUACUCAACAAGUUUCUCGAGGAAUACGCGAAUAAGAUAAAGAGUACCACUGAAAAGAGCUUCAAGUAUCCUUUUAGAAUCAUAAAACCACCUGUGGAGCCGCUCGUCCUCGAAAUCGACAACGAAACCACCGAGACCACAAUCAUUCCUGAACAGAACGAAAAAUUUGAUCAAAUUGCAAAUGCUACUUCGGCAGAAAAUGAUGCGUUAAGCGAGGCGCUAAACGACACCUUGAAGAGGAACAAAUAUUACGGUACAAAUACUUACGAGGACAGGAACGGCUGGGUGACGUUAGAAGCAAUUCCGUGGUCUAAGAGCAAAAUUUCCAAGUGGCAGGCCAAUCCCAGCACGCAACGACCUUGGCCAGAGAUAAAGCCGUGGGAUAAACCGAGCAUGAAACCAUGGGCCAGCGACCAUACCAUCAGACCCACUUAUGAAAACAACAAACCGUGGUACGACAAACCGAAACCCAAUUGGUCUGAUAACAACGAGAACUCGUAUCAGAAACCGAUUUCCCGUCCUCCUUAUCACUCCGACGACACGGCACAAAAGUGGCCAUCGGAGAAACCAUACUGGAACAAGUACGAAACCCAUCGUCCAAACAGCGAUAUCAUCACGGACGAUAGACCGGCCAAUUUCCCCAACACUUGGUCCAGGCCUCAGACGGCUUCGUAUCAGUUUGUCGACAAAUACACGGAGAAGGAUCAAUCGGGAGACGGGAGCGAUUGGCACGAUUAUCCAUCUAAAUAUGAGCAAGAUCGACCUCGACCUACCCUAAUCACCGAGAGACCAAACUUCUCGCAUUACCAGUACACGAAUAAUCAUCCAUCGAAUCAUCCGGCGAGCGGCGACGGUCAAUGGAUCCUCCUGUCAACAAACCGCGGAUAUUCCAAGUCGAGGCAGAGAUCAAUCAAGAUCGAUACGGUAAACGUUCCGGAGACAUUCAAGGCAACCAACAUGACGAGUCGCGGGAACGGGAAUAGAUACAAUAGACCUGCGAUACCCGUGAUGACUUCAAAACGCCAGGUCAGAUUGACGGUAUUGCCAUCGAUCAACGGCACGAACACGACGACGUCCCACGGAGGCCUUCUGGAAGUCGAAAAGACGUUCAAGAGCGUCGAGCAGAGCCGCAAGGAGUACGAGAUGGGGAAAUUGACGACCGAACCGAGUAUCCCGAACAAAAGACCGAUCAGACACACUUUGAGCGGACAACCGUCGAGCUCGGCAGUUCUGGCAGCCGUCGGAGCAGGUAUGUUGCCGGCGACAAUGGCAAUGAUGAUACCGAUGAUGCUGGGCCGUCGAAAGAGAGAUUUGAGACUGAUGGAUCAUGGCUUGAGCAAGCCCUACGAUCUCCAAAUGGAUCUGCAUAAGCUCGCGGGGGAAUAUAACACCCAGCAAAGGAGACCAAUAAGACUCGUUUAACAUUCAAAAAAUACUCA